Molecule: messenger RNA, 1814 nt
Organism: Ictalurus furcatus (blue catfish)
Lineage: Eukaryota; Metazoa; Chordata; Actinopteri; Siluriformes; Ictaluridae
Product: interferon alpha/beta receptor 2-like
Exons: 6
Coding region: 304-1149 (281 amino acids)
Molecular function (GO): protein binding
Source: RefSeq, a predicted model, not a curated record
CUUUGAUCAGUACAGUAUUUUAAAAAACACUUUUGGAUUAGCAAAAGUUAAGGAAAGGACAUUAUAUUUGUGAAAUAUGUGUGUAUGCGUGUGUGUGUGGUAGUGUGUGUAUGCGUGUGCGUGUGUGUGUGUGUGUGGUGCUUAUGAUAUCUCUGUGCAGGGAGGGACUUGUGGGGAAAUGGAAACUUAGUUCUCCCCAGCACCAAAACAAACCCAUCCUCUGAUGUUUAACACACACUAGUUCACACACCUCACUUAUGCAGAAACACAUCCACACAUGUUAAAUAAUAAGAAACACCCACAAUGCGGUCAACCAAGAUGAACUGCACGCGACAGCACGGGAUAUUGUGGACAAUUUUUUUCUUUUUAAUACUGGAAGUGCACUGUUCACUCAGCUCUCCCCAAAACGUGUCCAUCGUCUCCUUUAAUCUGGAGCACAAGCUCACAUGGACACCAGGUCCUGGCACAGCAGCUGUCACACACUUCAGAGUGCAGAGCUAUAAUCAGAAGAGAGAGCUCUGGAUUUCAGUGAAGAGCUGUUCUGACUUACAAAUUGGCGAGUCUUGUGAUUUGACUACAACUUUCAACGAAACGUUUGGUCAUUAUCAAGCCCGAGUGCAAGCAUUCAGUCAGGACCAGGAAUCUAACUGGACUACAUCUAAAUUCUUUACUCCCCUGGUGGACACAACUCUGGGUCCUCCACUUGUGUCGCUAACCGGCUGUGGAAAUUGCCUCCUGCUGAAACUAAGUCCACCGCUCAGUGUGGAGCAAAAACAUGACCCACUGACAUACCUUUAUCAAAGGUAUACUGUCAAUGUGUCCAGAACUAGAGACAAAGCACAGUUUGUUAUGAAGGCAUCCAAUGGAGAGAAUCUGAUCAACUAUCUAGAGCCCGGAGUGGAGUACUGCAUCACAGCCAUUACAGUAACGAGCUUUAAAAACCUUGUACUUCCUUCUGAUCCUCAGUGCACCUACACAAGUUCUCAGCCACUCAACACAGUGGCCAUGUUUUUGAGCGCCCUGUGCGCAGUCUUCCUCUUGGUGUUGCUCCUCUGUGCAGCUCUGAUCUACACUGGCCAGUUUGGUAACUUCCACACAGCACUACUAAGAGCUUUAGUGAGUUUCUUACCUUUUCUGGAAAGAAAGUGAGAAACUUAUGAAAUGCCGUUGUAUAAUUGAUUUUAACAUGGACCAGAUCCAGCACCAGAUCCUUCACAUAAAGGGUGAAGUGCUCUUAAUGAAAAAUAAUGAAAUAUGAAGCUUUUGCUGAUCUCUCUCUCACUGCAAAACAUUCCAUGUUUCUCUAAUCCUUUGUGUGGUGGGCCUUCCAAACCCAAAUAACAUGACGAGGCUGCUAACAUUUCUACGUUUUUGUCCAGUUGAAGAUGUUAGAAAAGGUUCUCCAGGAGACUUGUUUUUGCUGCUUUAUUUUUGCUUCUCUUCUCUUGAGUACAAGAACAAUGGAAAAAUAAAGAAAUAAAAAUUAGAUGACAAACACUACUUUCAUCAGGUCAGUUGCUUCCUACAUCAUGCAUCAUACAUUUAAGGGCAAUGUUGCAGUAGAUGUGUUUCCUUACAUUUAGAUAUAUCAGUUGGAGUGUUUUUGUCAUAGAAUCUUUUUUAACUGUGAUCAUAAUCCAUUCCCCCCAAAGUUAAUAUAAAUAUCCGUAACGUAUACAUUUACGAUAUGCCUUAUUACAUGAAGUAUAUUACAUACUACGUGUACAAUUUCAAACCACUGGGCCAUCGGAGGAUUCCACUGCAGCCAUUUUGGAAUAAUAGCUUUUCUGCUCACUGCCAAUAAUAUCUUACGG